Molecule: messenger RNA, 6510 nt
Organism: Trichomonas vaginalis G3
Lineage: Eukaryota; Parabasalia; Trichomonadida; Trichomonadidae
Product: helicase protein
Exons: 1
Coding region: 1-6510 (2169 amino acids)
Biological process (GO): chromatin remodeling
Cellular component (GO): chromatin; nucleus
Molecular function (GO): ATP-dependent chromatin remodeler activity; histone binding; ATP hydrolysis activity
Source: RefSeq, a predicted model, not a curated record
AUGAAACGCGGAACCGGUACUAAUCCUGAUGAUAAUUAUAUGAAUAAUCAUACAGAAUCAGAUGGUUCUGAUUUCAGCGCUAUGAAUUUUGUUCCCAACUAUUCUUCUAGUUCUGAGUAUAAUUUUUCAAAUCAAUUUAACGCCAUAAAUCCAAAACUAAACUACGAUAUGCAAGAUAUGUCAAUGCAGAAGAAUAGUAUGAAGCAUCAAGUUCAGAAAAAAUCUCUACAUUAUUCCCAUGCGGAAAAUAAAAUAGAACAUAUUUUCACAUCGAGGAUAUCCGAAAAUGGUCUCGAGUACCUUAUCCUCUUCCAAAAUCAAGAACAAUUUUCAACGUGGGUUCCAUCUGAGAUAGCUAAAGAAUUUCCUAAUUUUGUCUCCAAGCAAAAGAAAUUUAAUGAAACAAACAGUAACAGGUCUCUUUUUUCAUUCAACAGCCCGAAUAUUAAUACUUCUUAUAAAUCGAUUCUCAAAAUACUGUCUCAUCGUCUAAUAGGUACAAAUAAUAACUCGUCCCUCGAAUUUUUAUAUAUGCUAAAUACAGAAACAGGCUCAAGCUUUUUCUGGGAACCUGUAUCGGUCAAUUCUCCCCAGCUACUAAUCCAAAAUUAUUUGCAAACAAGGGUUUGCGUUGAAAAUACCCAUCCACCUCGUCCAUCUAAAAUUGUUGUGACAGAAGAUGUUGCUAAAUCCUAUGUUUCUACGGAAGGAAAGACGUUAAGAAAUUACCAACUCGAAGGGAUCAACUGGAUGCUCUCUUGCUUUUGCGCAAACCAUGGCUGCAUUCUUGCUGACGAAAUGGGGCUUGGAAAAACCAUACAAACGUUGAUUUACCUCAAUCACUUAAAUCGUUAUACAGACUUCCACGGGCCAAACUUGAUAGCAGUAGGUACAAAUACCUUUGAUCAAUGGUGUGCGGAGCUCGAGAAGUGGACAAAUUUAAAAUAUGUCUCAUACACAGGAUUGCCAGAUACUCGCAGCGUUAUACAAAAAUACCAAAUGCCAUUUUUCAAUGAUAUGGGAGUAAAACAAGAAGACAAGUUUGGAUUUAACGUUCUUCUUGUCACAUACGAUAUUUUCUUAAAAGAUAUCGAAUUCUUCUCUACAAUCGAGUGGCAGAACAUCAUCGUAGAUGAGGGACACCGCAUCAAAAAUUGUGAUGGUAAGAAACAUAAUGCCCUUCUCACUGUUAAAGCGAUGAACAGAAUAAUUCUUACUGGAACUCCAAUUCAGAACACAAUGCUUGAACUGUGGACACUUUUACAGUUUGUUUCUCCAGAAUACUUCCCUGAAGGCUCAGCAUUUCCAACUGAUGACGUUGAGUCACUCGAUGUGGAAAUCGUUUCUCACAUCAAGAACAUGAUUGCACCACACCUACUCCGCAGAUCACUAAAUGAUGUAGAGACAACGAUGCUUCCAAAGGAUGAGAGAAUAGCACUUCUUCACCUUACAAGAAUGCAAGAGGAUUUAAUCAGACUGACACAACUCCACCAACUCGGUCGAAUUAAAAAUGGUGGCGAAAUAGACUCAUUACAAGAGUCAAACACAUUCCAGAGAAUUUGUAACCACCCAUUUUUAAUAGAAGGAGUAGAAGACUAUUUCAUGGCAAGAAAUCCAGGAGUGUCAAAACUUGACAUGCUUGUCAACACAUCAGCUAAAUUCAUUUUCCUUGACAGAGUUCUUCCAUGCUUCAAGAAACAGGGAAGAUCAGUUCUAAUAUUCUCGCAAAAGGUAAAGGUUCUGAAAUUGCUCGAAGAAUACUGCCAACUCAAGAGAUACACAUAUGAAAUCCUUAAUGGUAACUUAAGUGAACAGGAGAAGAAAGAAGCAAUAUCAAAAUUCUGUGAUAAUUCUGGUGAUGCUUUCAUUUUCCUAAUUUCAACGCGAAGUGGUGCGGAAGGCUUGAAUCUGACACGCGCCAACGUCACAAUCGUAUUUGACCCAGAUUGGAACCCACAAAACGACAUUCAAGCACUUGGACGAUGCCAUAGAAUAGGUCAGACACAGAAGGUUGACGUCAUUCGCCUUCUAACUUUUGGCACUUACGAACACGAAAUGUAUAUCAGAUCCCAGAGGAAGCUCAAACUGUGGAACUCAAUUCUGGGUGAUGGAAAGCAGAUACAAGAGGCAUCACGCCCUCCUCCAGCAAUCGUCAUCGAUGGAUCACAGAAGAACUCAGUCAAAUUGGAGUCAAUGAUCAAUCCACAACCAAGAUUUUGCGGUAUUGACUUUGAGGGAUACGGCACUUUUAUCAAAGCAGAUGAGGAAAUAGAACAAGUGACUGAAACUAGCUCUAUCUAUCCCGUCCCUCCAAUUCUCGAAACUCCAUUCACAGUGAUGCCAGGAGAAACAUUUGAUAGUAUCAUGGAGAGAUCCGCAACAAUCACUAAGGAUGUCAAGUUCAGCGGAAUUAACUCGAAGAAUUUUCCGAAAAUUGAUAUAACCCACGGUUUAACGAACGAACAGUUCCUCAAUCAAUUCCCUAUUCUUGAUCAACAGAAUUCAUCUUCGAGGAAACAAAAAGCACGACCAAACACCGUCCACGUGACAAUUGACGGUAAGAUGGCCAAAAGAAUUCUCAGAUUGCUGAGAUACUAUGGUUUCGGCGAGUGGGAAAAAAUACAUCAAGCAAUUGAUGGAUAUUGUCCAAUAGAACAACUCACAAAAUUCUGUGCCGGCGCUGUAUUGCUUCACUUCAGAGCUCUUGAACCAUCCAAAGUCAUGACUUUUCCUCUGUUAAUGAAUCGACUGUUGAAGAGUAUUGAGCCAUUGACAUACACAGCUGCAUUCUGUACCAACAAAGCAGAAUGGUUUAACAUAUUUAUCAGAAGGUCCGUAUUGGCACAAGAGUCAAAAGCAUGUAAGGAUAUUCAUGAUCACAUUUUCUCAACAGCUCAAAGAUUUUUGAUGUCUCUUGAGAACCAUUUAGUGAUUAAAGAGUUUGCUCGCAAUCCUUAUUACGACCUACUCUUACAAAUACUUCCUCCAUUCCAAGGCAGAACAAGAGAGGAAGACCAAAGACUGGUGAACGAGCUUAUCAAAGGCAUCGACAUAAACAUAAAGGAUAAAACAAGAGUCAUUCACAUUCUACACAGAAUGAGAAGUGUGAUUUUAUCCAGGAACGAACCAGUAUCUUCUUUCCAGACUAACUUUUGGUUGCCUGUCGAAAUAAAACAAGUUGUCGACACCCUAAAAGAGUUCGGAAUGGUAAUGCUUGUUGACAACAAAACAAUUGUAGAAAAGACAGCCCUUUUAUCAAAAUCUCCAGAUAAUGUGGUUGCUUUUGUUAAGUUUCUUGUCAGAAAAUUCCACGAGAUGCAGAAAGAUAAAGGACCAAUCACCAUCACAGAAGAAGAGGCACACUCUAACGAAGCACCACCAGAUGUAUCUCAAACAUUCACUAUCAAAUCAAGCGAAAAUAUGAAUAUUCUCAGAAGAAUUAUUAUUGUUCAAAACAUCAACUCUGUAUAUAAGGAAUUCAGCGGCAGGACACCAGAACAACUCAGCAGGAAGAUCGUUGAAGAUAAUUGGAUGACAUAUGGCGAUCUUAUGAAGUUCUUGGAUAUGAUAACAAGAUACGGUUGCUCUUUUGCGCGCGAAAUUCUUUUGGAACCAGGCUUCGUCGAACAUUUGACACAAAAAGACAUACAAAAACUGAAAUCAAACGAGCCAAUCAGCCAGACUAAUGACACAAACAUUCCUCAGUUUGUUUUCACUGACAACGCUUUUUACAAUUUUCUAAGGAACAUUCUGAAAUCAGAAAGCGUGCAACAAUCAGUUCAACCAUCUCAACCAUCUCAACAGCAACUGAUUCAGCAACCGCCAAUUCAGCAGCCACAGCCAAUACAACAGCCACAACCACAGCAAACAAAGUCGAUACCACAACCCAAAGCUCUUCCUCAACAGCAGCAGCAACAACAAAAGCCAACAAGUCAGAGUCAGAAACAGCAAAGAAAGCAGCAAAAUUCGGCUUCCCAAAAACAACAAAAGAAAUCAAAUAAGCAUUUUCAGCAGCAACAACAAACACAAGAACAAAAAGGUUACAACUACAAUCAGAUCCAACAGAGUUUCUCCAAUCAGCAAAUCAACGCAAAUUAUCAAAAUUUCCAGAACCAGCAAAGCUGGCAACAACCACCACAACAAAGCCAACAACAGAACCAGAUGAUGUUCUCACAAAUGAAUACACCACAGUUUGGCGACCAACAACAGAAAGUGUUUGGCUCAAUUUUCGAAGGAAUCGAUAUGUCAAUCAUACAGGGUCUCCCCCUCCCUCCAACACAACCACAACAGAAUCAGCAAGGUCAAAUGCAUCAAAGGAACCAGAACUGGAAUAUGAUGCAGCAACCAAAUCAAACGCAAACAAAAGUAAAACAGGAGAAACCACCAGACCAAAAUUCAUGGCAACAGCAAUAUCAGCAAAACUGGCAACAGAUGCAAAUGCAGCAAAACUGGCAACAAUCUCAACAGCAACAGAACCAGACCACAAACCAAAGCCAAUUACAACAAAAUUGGCAACAACCACAGCAGAAUCAGAGCACAAAUCAAAUCCAACAAACUUGGCAGAACUCCCAACAACAAAAUCAAAAUCCAAACACGAAUCAGAUUCAGCAGAACUGGCAACAACAACAGAAUCAAAAUUCAAAUACAAAUCAAUUGCAACAAAAUUGGCAACAAACUCAACAGAAUCAGAACACAAAUCAGAUUCAGCAGAACUGGCAACAACCACAACAAAAUCAAAAUCAAAACACAAACCAGUUGCAACAAAAUUGGCAGAAUCCUCAACAACAGAAUUCAAAUGCAAAUCAAAUGCAACAAAACCGGCAACAGCCUCAGCAAAAUCAAAGUCAAAAUACAAAUCAAAGUUCAAUGCAGCAGAAUUGGCAAAACGCUCAGCAACAGAGUCAGAACACAAAUCAAAUGCAACAGAACUGGCAACAGCCUCAACAAACUCAAAGUCAAAAUACAAAUCAAAACCAAAUGCAACAAAAUUGGCAGAAUUCACAAGGUCAAGCUGCUUCUCAGAGCCAGCAGAUGCAACAGAUAUGGCAACAACAAUUAAAUCAGCUCAACCAACAGAUGAACAAGCAACAGUCAGCAUCAUCAAACCAAACACAGGCUUGGCAACAACAAAACCAACCAACUUCAAGUCAAAACCAGCAAAAUUACCAAAUGAACCAAUUCAACCAAAGACAAAGCCAACAAAAUCCAGCGAAAUCACCUUUGCCUCAGCAGCAACAGCAAACGCCCAACCAAUGGCAGCAGCAGAAUCCAUCAAAAUCUCCUUUGCCACAACAACAAAACCAACAACAAAACUAUCAACAGAAGGCUCAGAAGAGUCAAAGCCAAUCGAACAUGAACGAGCAACAUCUACAAUACCUCCAGAUGAAGUUAUCCCAACAACAGAGUGGCGCACCAAUUCCUCAACAAAAGAACCAGCAAAGCCAACAGUUCAACCAGCAGUACAAUCAGAAGAACCAGAUGUUUGUUGGAAUGAAUCAGCAAAGCUCAGCUCCUCAACCGAUGAUGAAAUCCCCUUCUUUCGGGACAGUUCCAUCAACUCCUCAGCCGAACCAAACUGGUGUUUUCUCCCAGAAGAAUCAGAACCAAAUGCCGCAAAGUCCUUCCCAAUCAUCAUUUGCACAGAGUCCUUAUUCUCAGCAACCAGUUUCGCCAUAUACAACACAGAACCAAUUCAAUCAGAACCAGAAGCAGAACCAACAGAAACAGUCAAACGCUUAUUCCCAAGUAAUGCAAGGGUUCAACAUGCCACAAGCUCAGUUCAUGGCCCAAAUGAAUAGUUUUGCCCAGCAGCAGCAACAACAAAAUGCAUUCAUGCAGAAGAAUACAAGUCAGUUCAAUCAAUUCCCACAACAACAGCAACAAAAAUAUGACGAAAGUUUCUUUUAUGAUCAGAAGAAUCAACAGCAAAACCAACCACAAUCAAACCAAAAUCAAAUUGCUUCAGAAUGGCUUCAGAUGAUGCAAGGGUCUGUUGAUAUAACAAUUCCUAACCAGUUCAUGCAGAUGCAACAACAACAGAACCAGAACCAGGGACAGCAAAUCCAGAACCAACAAAGCCAAAGUCAGCAAAUUCCAAAGCAAGAAAAGCAAAAACAGGAGAAGGCGACUAAGAAACAAAGACAGAGCAAAUCACAGAAACAGAAACAACAGCAACAGACAGGAUCCAGACCAAGAAAUUUGGAAUAUCCUCAACCUCAGCUACUUGAAUUGACUGAGAAAUAUCACCUACUUCAGCAACAACAAAUGCAACAAACUCAACAGCAGUUGCAGCAGAAUUUGCAACAACAGCAGCAACAAAUGCAGAUGCCACAAAAUAUACCAAUGCCACUAACCCAAAAUAUGCCUACACAGAAUAUGACUCAAAAUCAAAACACUUCUAUUCAGCAGAAUCCGUUUUCGAACAUGAUGAGUCAGGAUAUUAUGGAUUAUGGCAUACCGGAUACCGGAGAUGAUGGGGAGACUUUUACUUUUAGUCCAUCAAUGGAUUAA